Strongylocentrotus purpuratus (purple sea urchin) is the source of this 1752-nucleotide messenger RNA. Its product is annotated as cytochrome P450 2U1. Gene Ontology annotation, biological process: xenobiotic metabolic process. Lineage: Eukaryota; Metazoa; Echinodermata; Echinoidea; Camarodonta; Strongylocentrotidae. The record is from RefSeq and is a predicted model, not a curated record. Gene Ontology annotation, cellular component: intracellular membrane-bounded organelle; cytoplasm. Gene Ontology annotation, molecular function: heme binding; iron ion binding; oxidoreductase activity, acting on paired donors, with incorporation or reduction of molecular oxygen, reduced flavin or flavoprotein as one donor, and incorporation of one atom of oxygen. The coding region runs from base 240 to 1733 and encodes 497 amino acids. The transcript has 6 exons.
ACUGUGGAUCGAGGCUUUCGUGAUCGGACCUGGAUGCAAGAUUAGAUUUGCGUAGACUCUCACAAAAUCAGCUUUAAUCUAGAUUAGGUACGCUUCAAACGGAUAAACGUUUACAUACACGGAUUUCUCCAUUGUAGCAGGGAGGUGAUAGCUCCCUAUUGUAGCAAGCACAUUAAACUGUGAGGUGCAAAGCAACUUUAAGAUAGGAUAUUGACUGAGUCAAGAUCUGUAGUUGGACAAUGGAAUUGGGACUAUUUAAAGUUGAAAGAUUGAGAGACGGCUUGAUAUGCUUUGCUGUCUUCCUUUUGGCGAAAUGGCUUCUAGGUUCCAAAACUCGGAAGUCGAAGCUUCCGCUGCCUCCUUCGCCACCGGGUCUCCCGUUGAUCGGCCAUCUUCCGAUGUUCCGCCGAGACUUCCGCAAAGUCUUUCGAGGACUCAAGGAAAAAUACGGUAGUGUCUUCUCGAUCCGUGUAGGACCCCAGAGGACUGUGGUGAUGAGCGAAAUUGAUGCAGUGAAAGAAGCUUUCGUGAAUCAAGCCGAGGCAUUCUCAGACCGGCACAUGCCCCCUUUGCUCAAACAAGGUCUCGGUUCCGCUGGUAGUUUUGCGUUUGAUAACGGGCCUGUGUGGAAGGCCCGGCGUCGAUUUGGCCUGAGUGCGAUGAGGACGUUCGGUGUUGGGAAGUACAGCAUGGAGCAACGGAUCAUAGAAGAGGCAAAAAUGCUUUGUGAGACCAUCGAGAAUAACCAAGAAACCAGUUUUAAUCCCAAAGGACUUAUCACCCACUCUGUAUCCAGCAUCAUCUGUGGCAUAACUUUUGGACAAAGGUUUGAUUUGAAUGAUCCAGAAUUCAACGAUUUGAUCUCGAGAAUUCACAGUGCACUGUCAUCCAUCUCGUUUUUCACCGUGGGACAACUUUUCCCUUUUCUCCUCUACACGCCCCUAUACUCCAAAUUCCGAAAUCUCAUCUCCUCCCUCAAAACCCUAGUGACCCGCAUGGUCGAUGAACACGGGAAGACCCUCGAUGACCAGCAUAUCCGGGAUAUCAUUGAUCUCUACAUCUUGGAAAUUCGAGAGCAGAAAAAACGUGGAGAUGAGAUUGUGUUCGAUGAGACCAGGGUGUGGCGUGGGAUCUUUGACCUGUUUGCGGCGGGUACGGGGACCACGAGUACUACCUUGCUGUGGGGAAUUCUUUUGAUGGCGGCACAUCCAGAUGCCAUGGAGCAGGUGCAAAACGAGAUCGAUUGCGUCAUUGGAGAUCAUCGGCCACCGUCGAUGUCGGACAGAGAAGCAUUGCCGCUGACGAUGGCCACGAUCAUGGAAGUCCAAAGAUUCCGACCGGUGUCACCUCUUGGCUUUCCCAGAUUCACCAACAAGGAUGCCGAGGUCAAGGGGUACUCCAUUCCUAAGGGAACAGCUGCUAUCGUGAAUAUUUGGGAGCUCAUGCACAGUACGAAGUAUUGGGAGGAGCCUGACAAGUUCAAACCUUCACGAUUUAUGAGCGAUGAUGGAAGAAGCAUUAUCAAGCCGGAUGCAUUCAUUCCAUUUGGAAUAGGGAGCCGUGUGUGCUUGGGAGAGAUAUUGGCCAAGAUGGAAGUCUUCUUGACCUUCACUUGUCUCCUUCAAAGAUUCAUCUUUCGCUUGCCUGGGGAUUCACCGGCAAACAUAGAUGCCAUACCUGGUGUUGCAUUGAUACCGUAUGAUUUUCUGAUUAAGGCAGAGAAAAGAGUGUAAAUGUAAUUUUCUUCACCAA